Molecule: messenger RNA, 2472 nt
Organism: Nematolebias whitei (Rio pearlfish)
Lineage: Eukaryota; Metazoa; Chordata; Actinopteri; Cyprinodontiformes; Rivulidae
Product: extracellular calcium-sensing receptor-like
Exons: 8
Coding region: 34-2472 (812 amino acids)
Biological process (GO): G protein-coupled receptor signaling pathway
Cellular component (GO): membrane
Molecular function (GO): G protein-coupled receptor activity
Source: RefSeq, a predicted model, not a curated record
CUGCAGAGUUCCCCUCAUUUGCCUGCAUUUUCAAUGGAUGGGGACUUUGUUAUUGGAGGUGUUUUUUCUUUACACUACAAACAGCUCACAGUGAUUUAUAACUACACCACCAAGCCUGAACCUUCAAGAUGCACAGGAAGUCUUAUACCUCGAGAACUACGUUUUACUCGUGCAAUGAUGUUUGCUGUUGAGGAGAUAAACAACAGCACAGAGUUGCUGCCAGACAUAAAAAUUGGAUAUCAUAUCUAUGACACAUGCACUUCAGUGCCCAUGGCCAUGCAUGUGGCAUUUUUAUUAGCAAACGGCCAGGACCCUGUGUUUUACAAAGGCAACAUUUGUUCCCAGUCUGGUGUGGUGUUGGCAGCUGUUGGAGACUCUGCUUCAUCACCGUCAAUCACCAUUUCCCGCAUCUUAGGGUCCUUCAACAUCCCUCUGGUGAGUCACUUUGCAAGUUGUGUCUGCUUGUCAAAUAAGCAGCAAUUUCCAACUUUUUUUAGAACAGUUCCCAGUGAUCAGUUCCAAGCUGACGUGCUGGUGAACCUGGUGAAACAUUUUGGCUGGACUUGGAUAGGGGCUGUCUACUCAGACUCAGAUUAUGGAAAUUAUGGCAUGGGGUCUUUUCUUAAAGCAGCACAGACAGAAGGAAUUUGUGUGGAGUACUCUGAAUCUUUCUUCUGGACUGACCCACACAGCAAGAUCCGGAGAGUAGCAGAUGUUAUCCGCAGGUCAACAGCAAUGGUAGUUGUGGCGUAUAUAGCCCCAUCAGAAGUGAGGGUCCUAUUUGAGGAACUUGCUCGUGAGCCUCCAUCACCUCGUCAGUGGAUAGGAAGUGAGGGCUGGAUUAUUGACCUAGAUUUGAUGAGCUUCAGUUUCUGUGCAGGAGCCAUCGGAGUUGGCAUUCAGCAAUCUCUCAUCCCAGGUCUGAGAGACUUUCUAUUGGAUCUGUCUCCCACUGAGGUAGCUGCGUCCUCAGUGCUUACUGAGUUCUGGGAGGAUGCAUUCAAGUGUACACUGACAGAAAAUGUUGAUCCAGAAAGGAAAGUGUGUGAUGGAACUGAAGACAUAACAAUACUCACAUCUCCGUACACUGAAACAUCUCAGUUAAGAGUUACGAACAUGGUGUACAAGGCUGUUUAUGCAAUAGCUCAUGCCAUUCACAAUGCAGUAUGUAAGGAAACAAAAACUACUACUAUGUGUGAUAAACACAUCAAACUGGAAUCAAAACAGGUUUUAUCUGAACUUAAAAAUGUAAACUUUUCCCGAAAUGGUUAUCCUGUGUCAUUUGAUGCAAAUGGGGAUCCUGUGCCUUUUUAUGAGCUGGUCAACUGGCAGAAGAAUGAGAAUGGAGUUAUCAAGCUGGUAACAGUGGGAUACUAUGAUGGAUCACUUCCAAAAGGGCAGGAGUUACAUAUCAACAGGAACAUAACAUGGGUCCAAGGUGGCACACAAGUACCAGAAUCAUUAUGCACUCAAAGUUGUCCUGCAGGUACUCAUAAAGUGUUGCAGAAAGGAAAACCCAUCUGCUGCUUUGACUGCAUUCAAUGUCCUGAAGGAGAGAUCAGUAAUAAAACAGAUUCUCCUGACUGUUUCCCAUGUCCCAGUGAAUUUUGGCCUAAUGCGGAAAGAAAUGCUUGUUUUCCCAAACCUGUAGAGUUUCUGUCCUUUGAUGAAGUUCUGUCAAUCAUCCUGGCUGUGUUUUCUGUUAUUGGGGCUUGUCUGGCCAUCAUUACAGCAGCAAUUUUUUUUCAUCACAGAACUACUCCAAUUGUCAGAGCCAACAACUCAGAGCUGAGCUUUCUGCUCCUUUUCUCUCUGACCCUGUGUUUUUUAUGUUCAUUAACUUUCAUUGGAGUUCCCUCUAAAUGGUCUUGCAUACUGCGGCACACAGCUUUUGGCAUCACCUUUGUUCUCUGUAUCUCCUGUGUUCUUGGAAAAACUGUAGUGGUGUUAAUGGCCUUUAAAGCUACACUUCCAGGUAGUAAUGCCAUGAAAUGGUUUGGUCCCCCACAACAAAGAAUGACUGUUAUGACUCUCACAUUUAUCCAAAUUUUAAUUUGUACAGUUUGGUUGAUACUCAGUCCUCCUUUUCCAAUGAAAAAUCUAAGCACAUACAAGGAGAAGAUCAUCCUGGAAUGUGCAUUAGGCUCUGCUGUUGGCUUCUGGGCUGUGCUCGGGUACAUUGGUCUGCUGGCUGUUUUUUGCUUUGUGUUAGCUGUUCUAGCUCGAAAACUACCUGAUAAUUUUAAUGAAGCCAAGCUGAUAACCUUCAGCAUGCUGAUCUUCUGUGCAGUGUGGAUCACCUUCAUCCCAGCAUAUGUCAGCUCUCCUGGAAAAUUCACUGUGGCUGUGGAGAUAUUUGCCAUACUGGCCUCCAGUUUUGGGCUGAUACUGUGCAUAUUUGCUCCAAAGUGUUUCAUCAUAAUUUUUCAGCCAGAACAGAAUUCAAAAAAAUGUUUAAUGAACAAAAAUUAG